Molecule: messenger RNA, 1092 nt
Organism: Enterobius vermicularis (human pinworm)
Lineage: Eukaryota; Metazoa; Nematoda; Chromadorea; Rhabditida; Oxyuridae
Source: the annotation of a GenBank genome assembly
AUGAUGAAUUUCAAUAGAGCUAUUGCAAUAGAAGAGACUGAUUUGUUUGAAUGGAGUUAUGGUGUCAUCAUUGAUGCCGGCUCAACUGGAUCUCGUCUUUUUUUGUACAAAUGGAAGGUAGUAUCAGAAAAUAAACUAAUCGAUAUACAUCCGGUUUUCGAUAACUUCAAUCUUCCUGUUGUAAAAAAAGUCACUCCUGGACUUUCUUCUUUUUCUGAUUCUCCAGACAGCGCUACGGGUUACAUGAAGCCUUUAUUCGAUUAUGUAAACAGUUAUGUGCCUGAAACUAAGGUACUUUAUACCCCUGUCUUUAUUUUUGCUACUGCUGGUAUGCGGCUUCUCUCAUUAAGCUCUCAAGAAGCCAUACUGCAGAACUUACGUACUAAUCUUCCUUCAGUAACGCGCAUGCAUAUUGUACCGGAAAACAUUCGAGUUAUAGAAGGAAAGUGGGAAGGAAUUUAUUCGUGGAUAGCUGUGAAUUACAUCUUAGGGAGAUUUGAUGAAAACAUAUCUGGCAGCCAUCGGAAGUCGACUGUUGGUAUGGCUGAUAUGGGGGGUGCAUCAGUUCAAAUUGCUUUUGAAGUUGGUAAAAAGGAUUCCACGUCGGGAGGGGGUUAUGAAGAAGUGAAUCUUGGCUGCACGAAUGACGAUUUGUACAAGUAUCGCCUGUUUGUAACUACAUUUCUUGGUUAUGGUGUUAAUGAAGGGCUACGGAAGUAUGAGCAGUCACUUAAUCGUUCUAUAACAUUUGAUAACGAUACUGCACCAGUGAUUGUAAAGGAUCCAUGUUUGCCAUUGAAUUUGGUCAAAAGAGUUGGGGCAAAAAAUUCCUCCUAUUUUAUACGAAAGGGCACUGGUAACUGGGAAGAAUGUUUCCUGGACGUUUCAAAACUAAUCACAGAAAGUUCAGAACCGCAGUGUUACAAAGAAAAGUGCUAUUUGGGGAAAGUGGUCGCACCUUCACUGUCAUUGUCGUCCAUAGAACUCUACGGUUUUAGCGAAUAUUGGUUUUCGUUGGAAGAUGUUCUUGAUCUUGGUGGGACAUAUAACUUCUCUGCUGUGGUCACAAAAGCUAGGAGAUUUUGUAGACAA